Messenger RNA from Impatiens glandulifera, 999 nucleotides. RefSeq lists its product as uncharacterized. The transcript has a single exon. Gene Ontology annotation, biological process: regulation of DNA endoreduplication. Bases 283 to 675 code for a protein of 130 amino acids. The record is from RefSeq and is a predicted model, not a curated record. NCBI's taxonomy places the organism in Eukaryota, Viridiplantae, Streptophyta, Magnoliopsida, Ericales, Balsaminaceae.
UGGUCAUAUAAAAUUGUAGCAUUGGGAUGCAUCUAAAUAUUAGGAUUUCCCUCCUUUCCUUUUUGCAGGUGGUGGUGAGAAAGAAAGAGAGAGAGAGAGAAUACUGAAAGUGGAAGUCUCAAUCCUGCUUCAUCUAGAUACAUAUUUAGGGUUCUUCUUUUAACAGUCAUCUUCUUCCAAUUCAAUAUCUCCAAAUUCCAAAAGCUGCAACUCCAUACAACCCUACUUUUGCUUUCUUCACUUACAGUCAAAUUCUUCUUCUUCAUCUUCUUCCAGAAAUUAAUGGCUCCAAGAAGAAAAAGAAUAACCCAAUGCAAGAAAAAGCUAAAGAAACAGAAGCAGGUCAAAUUAGCAGUACCACUGGAAGACAAUACUGCUUCUUCUUCUUCUUCUUCAUUUGCAGACAUCAUCAAUGGCGAAGAACAAGAUGAAAUGGGGAAGAAACAGAGUAAUUACAGUUGUUCAUCAUCAUCAUCAUCAUGUAGUACUCCUAAAGGUAAAAAAUACAGAAUACCAGAGAUUUCAAAAUGCCCACCUGCACCAAUGAAGAAAAGACCAUCAAUUGUUGUUUCUAAUUGUUCUUUGAGAAGAAAGCCCAUAGCUUUCUUUUCUUCACCAGAUAUAGAACUCUUCUUCUUCUUUGCACGUUCAGACAUCCCAGCAGCUGUAGUCUGAUCAUCAUCGUCAUCAUCAUCCAGCAAGAAUUUAAACCUAGGGUUUGAUCCUUUUUUCUUGAUCAGAUGCAUCCUAUUAUCUUUCUUUUUCUUUUCUUUUUUUUUGUGUGGGGGAGAUUUUGAGUGACAUAUUUAGCAAAACUAGCAUCUUAUUUGUUAGAUUUUGUUGGGUUUUAUUUUUUUUACAUGUGUGUUUUGUUUGGGUGUUGGUAGUGGUGGUGGAGUUGAGGUUUAAUUAGCUAGGUUAAUAUAUGUAAUGUUGAUGUCUUAAUUAGGGUUUUCUAUAUAAAUAUACCAUAAUAUAGUUUUGUGGAGUUUUAUAGAA